AUGGCUAAAGCAUACAGACAAUCUGAUUUUAACAGCUUGAUGGAAAUAGUUCAAAAUGUAGAUGUGAGAGUUAAGGAAUAUUUGGAGUUGGCAGGAUAUGACAAGUGGUCAAGGGUGUAUGCACCUGUUCACAGAGGAUGGACAAUAACAUCAAAUAUUGAGUCUAUUAAUUCAGCACUGGUUACACCGUCAACAGACUACUUAUAUGCAGUAAAUGACAAAGGAAAAUCCUUUAUUGUUUGCCUUGAAAACAAAAAAUGCAGUUGUAGACAGUUUCAAUAUGAUGAAAUACCAUGCCCGGAUGCUUUGGCUAUUUUAAAAAAGAAGAAAUUCAAAGCAGGUCCAUAUUGCUCAGAUUAUUACAAGCCAGAAAUUGUGUUGAAAACAUAUGAGAUUCUAGUGUAUCCUUUUCCAGAUGUGAUUGACUGA
Capsicum annuum is the source of this 429-nucleotide messenger RNA. RefSeq lists its product as uncharacterized. The coding region runs from base 1 to 429 and encodes 142 amino acids. NCBI's taxonomy places the organism in Eukaryota, Viridiplantae, Streptophyta, Magnoliopsida, Solanales, Solanaceae. Gene Ontology annotation, molecular function: zinc ion binding. The transcript is spliced from 2 exons. The record is from RefSeq and is a predicted model, not a curated record.